Saprolegnia parasitica CBS 223.65 is the source of this 1581-nucleotide messenger RNA. RefSeq lists its product as hypothetical. The record is from RefSeq and is a predicted model, not a curated record. The transcript has 9 exons. Bases 1 to 1581 code for a protein of 526 amino acids. Lineage: Eukaryota; Oomycota; Saprolegniomycetes; Saprolegniales; Saprolegniaceae.
AUGGGCGUCGCGUCGUCGUCGCACAGCCUUGGCGACGACAGCCAUCGCGUCCUCGUCUCUGAGUACGUGCUCCAGAGCAUCAAGACGCUCGACGAGAGCUGGGGCAUCUACCGGGACGAGGUCCGCUUGGCGCGCUUCUUGACGCCCAGUCAAUUCGAUGAGGUCUUUGGCAUCGUCGUGCAAGACGCCGAGCCGCACUUUCAGCUCUUUGAGCACCGGCACGCCGCCAACGCGCCUGUCGUUGUCGCGGCCGAAGUCUUCAUCGGCAUCUGCCUUGCGCUGCCUGUCGACAUCAAGGAGAAGCUUACAUUUCUCUGCCGCAUGUACCUCGCCGACCCCAGCGACGUGUACAUUGCGAGCCACGUUAAAGUGGGCAUGUACCGCGAUUUCGUGGCGGCGAUCUCCAAGGUGCUGCGCGUGACCGAGCCGCCGUCGACCGAAGUAAUCAGCGCCAUCGAAAGUCUUUUGCGCGACAACAACGACGACUCCAAGCACGUGACGAUCAAAGAAGCCACCGAGUUUGCACUGACGCACCCCGCGAUUUGCCUCUGCUUUGAAGAAAUCGAGACGCUCUUCGCUGGCCUUCGCGACGCGCAGCUCAAGACCGCCAAGCCCAGCGGCUACGACCCGUCGUUCGACGACAGCGACGUUCUUGACGCGCCUGUGCCCCCGCCGCACGCACCGCUCUGGCGCACCAAGAUUCGCGACAUUGGCCGGCUGCCAUGUACGACGCAAACCGCGCUGGAGCUACCCGACGACUUGCACGCGUUCCUUGCACUCAAGCAGCUGCAACUACGCAAGACGGACUUUGCCCUUGUCUACGAGCGCGGCAAGACGACCAAGAUGGGCGGCAAGGUGAUUCUCGGCGUUGUCGACUGCGCCAUUUUCGUCAAGUGCAUGCUCACGCUCAUGCCGCCGCUCGAGAUGGACAUGCAGCGCCUUGGCUCCUACGUCUUCAACCAGAAGAAGCUGGCAGACAUGCAAGUCCUCAAGUAUGAGAGCUACGCGGUGGACGCGGGCCGGCGCUUUGCGAUGCUUGCGCUUCGCGACGUUUUGCGCAUGCACAAUGAAGCGACCGAGUCGGCGCCGGGACCUCGCGCCAUAUGCAGCGACGAUUUUGCCUUCAACUUGAUUUACCGACUCGCGACGCGGGAUACGUACGUACCCAUGGUUCUGAGUCCGACGCAUGCCGUCGACGUGCUUGGCGUGCUCUCGCCUCGGGACGUGCUGCGAUUCAUACUGGAAGACGUCUCGGUCCUAGGCGACUCCGCCCAUCGGCCGAUCCGAGAUCUUGUGUUUCAGCCGUUGGCGCUGCGUCGGUCGUCGAGCAGCAUGCUCGAGGCGUUCCAGCUGCUCCGGGCACGCAACCUCUCGGGGCUCCUCCUGCUCAACGACGACGGCAAGGACGACGCGUACUCGACGUUUGGCUGGACCGAUAUCCUCGAGCUCGUCGAAAACUGGCCGCCCCGCACGGAUGCCGGGGUUGUCAUGCCAACCAGCAUUUCGCUCUCGACACCGCUGCCCAACUUUGGCUACUUGCUGCGCCCCAUUGGCCAUGUGCUCAAGGUACUCGUAGUGUAA